AUGUCAACUCCCGUUCAGUCGACGCCUACCAAGGCAGCCGUUGCGCCUGUUGUCGACAGUCCUGGUACUUGGCGACAUCCUCGAUUGAAUGAAAUCACCCGGAGGCAGAACGCGACGAACUUUUCGGAGAAGAACAUUAGGCAAAUAGCCUAUAAUGUAGUUGCAUUGUUGGCCCUCUGGUCUCUCCGUUUACUCGCAAAAAUGAAGAUCAACCCCCAAAUCGUAUCAAGCACUUUCCGAACAUACUUGAGCUGGGCUUGGUUUGUUUUCCAGGUCAUUCCGUUUAUUCAGAUUGGCGUGGCCUGUCUGCCCCUUAUCCGUGCGAAAGACGACCUCGCCGAUAUACCAUUGACCGCCGCCCAGCGAAAGCUUUUGGGCCUGUCGCCAUCGUCGGCUCCCCCGACUCCAGAUGCGAAAUUCAGCACGCCCCCACGAUAUUCGCGGACACCUUCGAUUGCGGGAUCUGUUGGAAGCAGGGGUAGUUAUGCCAGCUCACCACUGUCCGGACGAGGGAGCCCACUCAUCCCAGGCACAUUUGGAGCCUCUGGUUCGCAAUACUCCCCAGUUGGUAGCCCUAUUUUGCAAAAGAGCAUCAGUGGACUGGGGAACGGCCGCCGAUCAUCUUUUGGGUCAACCAGUCCCUUUGCCCAGAGCACGUCUGCCAACUUGUUCUCUGAGCCUGGUUCUCCGAGUCCAUCUGGAGGGAAACGUACAAGCGUUGGCCUAAAUAGCAAGUGGCUUUACGAGAAGGGACGACGAUCCUCCGGCAACGCUUGGCUGCAUUAG
Messenger RNA from Pochonia chlamydosporia 170, 786 nucleotides. Its product is annotated as nuclear pore complex component. The record is from RefSeq and is a predicted model, not a curated record. Gene Ontology annotation, biological process: spindle pole body duplication; protein import into nucleus. The transcript is spliced from 2 exons. NCBI's taxonomy places the organism in Eukaryota, Fungi, Ascomycota, Sordariomycetes, Hypocreales, Clavicipitaceae. The coding region runs from base 1 to 786 and encodes 261 amino acids. Gene Ontology annotation, cellular component: nuclear pore transmembrane ring; nuclear outer membrane.